Molecule: messenger RNA, 1530 nt
Organism: Alternaria burnsii
Lineage: Eukaryota; Fungi; Ascomycota; Dothideomycetes; Pleosporales; Pleosporaceae
Exons: 2
Coding region: 1-1530 (509 amino acids)
Source: RefSeq, a predicted model, not a curated record
AUGGGCAGGCAUGCCAACCCUGACAUAAGGCGAGCCUUUGAAGAAUUCCAAGACCAAGACACACCCUCGAAAUGUAAUAAAGUACGCUGUCUACACUGCGGCUUCGUGCGCGCAAAGAACACGACGCGCCAGAUUGAGCAUCUCCAAGACUGCCAGCGAUACCUCGCAUCCCCCGAGGCACAGUCCCAUCUGAUCGCCCAGGAGCAGCAGCAACAGCAGCAUCAGCCUCCGCCGCAAAAUGGAUUGCCUGUUGAUCCCAGUAUGCCCCCGGCUGGCCCCAGCCAGAUAUUGAAUGGCCAACAGCCCAACCCAAACCUCCAAGUGAACCGGCGCGGACCGAACAAUAAACGCACUCGCGAUGGACAGCCUAUUGCGCCAAACAUUGCCAUGGCACCCAAUGUUGCGCCCUCGCUGACGUCGCAUCUCUUGACCAUCUGCUCGGGUCCAUUUGCGCAGGCAACACAGCGACCCUUCCUAUCGCACGCCGGCUGUGGAUCACUAGGCGCAGGGCCGUUGUCGCAAUGGCUCGUACAAGAUGGGCACUAUGCGCGAGGAUAUAUACGCUUCAUAGGGCAGCUGCUGGCCAAGAUACGACUGCCGCAGACGCACAAUUCGCAGUUCCAUCCCAUGUACCGCACCAUGGACCUUCUCAUAUCCGCCCUCAACAACAUGCGACGAGAGAUGCAGUUCUUCGAGAUCACCGCGACCAAGUACGGACUCGCGGUGGGCAUGGACCCCCCAACACCCAUCACGCGCGCCAUGCUUGACCUUCUUGUAAGCGCGAGCAGUGCGAGCGCAUCACUCCUGGAAGGCAUGGUCGUAUUAUGGGCAAGCGAACAUUGCUACCGCUCCGCCUGGCAAUACGCCUCCUCCUUCUCUAGCACCCUCAACAAUACCUCCAGCGACUCCCACAUCGUCGCCCUCCACCAAGCCCUUAUACCCAACUGGACGUCCCCCGCCUUCAGCAAAUUCGACGAGGCAACGCGCACACUCGUCGACGAACUAGCCAAUAUCACAACCACACGCGAUGGCAAGGAAGAAAUGUCGCGCUGCGAAGAAAUCUUCAGACAAAUAUGCUGGCUCGAAGAGCGUUUCUGGCCUGACGUAGACAGCAUGGGCAACAACAACGAGAGUACAAAUGCAAGAAUGGGCCCUCCAAUGAGCGGACCCAUGAGUGCAGGCUUGGAGAACAACAUGCAAAACGGAAUGGCCAACGGUCUACCUGUUGCGGUCAAUGGGAAUGGUAUACACAAUCAUAAUCAUAGCCAUAACCACAAUCGUAACAACAGCAUGCCGGGGCCCAGUAUGAACAACAAUAACAAUAUACCAACAAACAUCCACGGCAAUCCUGUAAAUGGACGAAACAGUAUGAGCGGCCCCGUCCGCAAUGCUAGUAUCAACGGUCCUCCCAUGCAGAAUGGUCCUAUCAAUGCGGCCAUCAACAAGCACGACAACACGCCUGUGAAAGAUAACCGAAAUCCAUUUGGUUUGCCAAGAAAUGGUAUGGAGAGUGUGGGCCAGGGCUCGUAG